GACGCUGCCGGAUACCACCGGAUCCGGCGUUUCUCGGACCUGCUCCGCGGUGGUGGCGGAGGUCUCGGGGCCGUGUCCAAGUGGAAGGCGAAAAUGGCCACCGCCAGGCACCAUCAGAAGAAGAAACUGCCAAAGAAGACAUAAAAUUGGACCGUGCGUAUUGGAAUUGGCAUGCGGUAGAAGAGAAACAUCCAACGCCCCGACUGGACUUUUCUCAUAGUCACAGAACAUUAGGUCCCAGAGGAUCUUUUGAUUCGACGGUUUCCCCUAGCAGCAGUGAAAGGCAUCAUUUAGAUACAGAAAUUAAAAACACAUAUACAGCUCCAGGCAAAAGGUUAAGCCUUGAUGUUGGUUUAAUGAGGCCGUCCAAACGGGAACCAUUUAGACACAGGAUUUCAAAGGCACUAUCCCACCCACACAUCGGAAACGACGACUUAACAAGGCGUUUUUCAAACGAUGCGGGUGAAAGUCGGAGACGGCUGGAAAGUUUACGCCAGAAGGGCGGCUGGAUGUCCCGGAGGCUGUCCAGUAUACAACAUGAACUGGAUCACAGCGCCGUUUUUAUUGGUCUUCUUGGUGGCACCAGACCGACUUCCUCUAGAAAACCGAAGAUUCCACCCUUACAACGGUUCCGGAACUACGCCAAGCUCGCGCUCAUCUGUGUGAAACUCUGCAAGUACAGCCACGAAGCUGUCGCAGCCGACAGUGAUGAGUACUUGUCCAUCCUCCAGAUCACCCAGGACUACGUCACAAAAACUGACGACCAGGACGGACUCUUCUUUGAUCACACACUCUUCAAGGCCAACAAAGAGCAAAGGUUGCCAGGUGAUGCUCGGAAAAUUCUUCAGAAAGACUUCAAAUAUCGGUCAGAAAAGGAAAUACAAUACCUGCAUCUGGUGUUGCGGACGAUCAAGGCGUUCUCGGAGUACCCGACCAAGAUGCAGGUGAAGCUGUGCCGGGUCGGCUGGUACGAGGCGUACGAGUCCAAGCGGGCCAUCGUGCGACAGGGCCAGCCUCCCCACGCCUUCUACUUCAUAUUGUCCGGCUCUGUGGUUGUUACGUCUUUCGACCGCGGGACGGGCGGGACAACGUUUUUGGUAGCGCUUCACCGGGGAAUGUCCUUUGGGGAGCUGGCCGUGAUCACACGAAGCAGACGCCAGGCGACAGUGAGCACCGCUACAACCACCGAACUUCUUUGUAUUUCUGCAAAGGACUUUGUGGAGAUCUUCAUGUCAGGAGGCUUACGGAGCAUGACGGACCCAGAGCAGAACUCCUUUAUCAGGUCGAUCCCGUUCCUCAAGUACUGGCCAAUAGAAUGCCUCGCCUCGAACCCACAAGCCUGCAUGUUCCAUUUCUUCCCGCGCGCGCAGGUUCUGGUACGUGACAGCAAUCAUUCAGACUGGAUCUACGUUGUGAAAUCUGGAAGCCUGUCUGUGCUGAAGAAGCUAGUAGAGGUCCAUCCGCGAGUCACCAGGCGAAAUUCAGACCACGGAUCCGAGGAUGAAGACGAGGGCGGACGCCGGAAAUCGUUCGGGACGUGGAACUUCCGGAUAAAGAAAAAACGGCGAGAGAGUCGCGAGGAAAAAGAAGUGUUCAAAAACAAUAUAGAGAUGGAGAAGAGAUUGGAGCAAACGCUGCCUGGUUUCUACAACGGUCGGGAGCGACUGGGGCUUAUCGACUACGAGUCCAUCAUCACCGAUCAUCGGUCGCGCGUCCUGCAGACCAGUAGGCGAACGGCCAGCAACAGCUCCGUACAACCACUACCAAAACUGCCGACUCAAAACUCGGACACAGAGGAGACAGCGCCGCAUGACGACAAACUUCCGCCUGAAGAAGACGACAAGUUGCUGGCACUGCCGAAAAUAAGGAAAACGUCAAAGGGUGCAUACCUGGCUACCAUGAAGACAAAGAAAAAAGUCAGUAAAAAAGAAGCUAUUCAGGAGGAGCUGUUCAAAAAGCAAAUAGAAUACGACCGGAAGUUGGUAGAGGGUGGAAAGGUUGGCCGGAAGACGAUCACGGACGAGCUGGACAACAAGCUAGUCAAGGACUUCGCGCUCACCGAGAAGGACAUCCGGCCCGCUUUCGUGCAAGUCCAGAUUCUGGAGAGGGGACAGUACUUCGGCCUGACGAAAACCGUGUUUCCUGAGCAGGCGGAGAGCUUCAGCGUGGUUUCGAAUGGCGCGGAGUGCAUCAUGAUCUCUAGACGCUUCUUCCUGGAGCACGCCAACGAGCAGACCAUGUACCAUUUGAGACAAGUGGAGACGCUGCUCCCCCCGGAAGAGGAGCUGCAAGCGAACCUCCAGGACUUUGUUGACUGGAAGGCACACCGUGCGCGCGUGUACCGCCGCCUUGUGCAUAACAAACACGAGCGCAACGAGCGGAAAAGCCAAUUUCCGACACAGAUUGGCGGCCAGUAUUGCUUUCGCACAGGGCCUACUGUACGAAGCAUAGAUUAGAAAUUUAUAAAUAAUAAUUUAAACACAGACUCUCAUUCCGUUUAACGGUAAAAUGCGCCUAUUUUGGUAUUUCAUAUCCAUUAUAUGUUAUUACAGAAAUG
This is a messenger RNA of Mya arenaria, 2557 nucleotides long. RefSeq lists its product as uncharacterized. The record is from RefSeq and is a predicted model, not a curated record. The coding region runs from base 357 to 2456 and encodes 699 amino acids. The transcript has 21 exons. NCBI's taxonomy places the organism in Eukaryota, Metazoa, Mollusca, Bivalvia, Myida, Myidae.